Amphiprion ocellaris (clown anemonefish) is the source of this 4883-nucleotide messenger RNA. Its product is annotated as zinc finger protein 845-like. The record is from RefSeq and is a predicted model, not a curated record. Gene Ontology annotation, biological process: regulation of transcription by RNA polymerase II. The transcript is spliced from 7 exons. NCBI's taxonomy places the organism in Eukaryota, Metazoa, Chordata, Actinopteri, Pomacentridae. Gene Ontology annotation, molecular function: RNA polymerase II cis-regulatory region sequence-specific DNA binding; DNA-binding transcription factor activity, RNA polymerase II-specific. Bases 124 to 3921 code for a protein of 1265 amino acids.
CACCAGGCGGAAGUAAAGAAUAGAAUGGACUCCAGCAGCGUCAGUUUUCCUGAUGUGUGGACUGAGCUGGAGGAAGGUUGUUUUGUCUCAUCUCAGAUGAAUAUUUGAUCAAAUGAAGUAAAGAUGAGUUCAGUCCAGAAUCUGAGAGAGUUGAUCAACCAGCGACUAACUGCUGCUGCUGAAGAAAUAUUCACAGAGUUUGAGAAAACCAUCGUUCAGUACGAGGAAGAGAUCGAUCGUCAGCGCAGACUGCUGGAUAACAUCUGGAAACCUGAGAUAAAGUUACACACAACAGACUUCCUACAGCAACACGUGUCUGCAGACGAGGUUCUCUCUGAGCACCAUCGCUGUAACUCCAGUCUGGACCAAGAAAACCCAGAACAUCCACAGAUUAAACAGGAACAAGAGGAACUCCACAGUCUGGACGGACAGCAGCUUGUACCAAAUCAGGAAACCCAUAUCUUGAAGCUGAUUCAGUGCAAGUCCAAAUGUGAAGAAUUCUCUGAAGAAAUAUUCAGUGUCUUUGAAAAAACAAUUAACCAGUACGAGGAACAGAUUUAUCGUCAGCGCAGACUGCUGGAUAACAUCUGGAAUCCCAGAACUACGUUACACACAACAGACCUCUUACAGCAACAUGUCUGUCAGAAAGAGGGGGUUCUCGCUGAGCAGCAGCUCGAUAACCAGGAGAAGAAUUCCUGUCUGGAUGAGGAGAACCCAGAGCCACCACAGAUUAAAGAGGAACAGGAGGAACUGCGCACCAGUCUGGAUGGAGAUGUCCUUGUAGUGAAGCUGGAGACUGAUACCUAUACAGUGACUUCUGCUUACGAGGACAGUGAUCACAGUGAACCAGAACCACAUAGUGACCAGCUUCUCUUUCGGAAUUCACCCAUAGAGAGCUCAGAUCAGGAAGUAGACUCAGGCUCAACUAAAAAUGCAGAACUAAUGCCAAACAACAAUAACAGUAACAGCUUAAACUAUUCUUCCAUGACAGAGAAUCCAUGUGAUACUGAGGCAGAGAAAAAGUCUGUAAAAUGUGAUUUUUGCGAAAAACCUUUUAAAGAUAAGUACCAACUGAAGAAACAUUACAGAAUCCACACAGGUGAGAAACCAUAUGUCUGUAAAAUAUGUGGGGAAAGUUUUGGUUAUAGUAAAUCUCUGAAAGCCCACAUGACAAUUCACACAGGUGAGAAGCCGUAUUCUUGUGAAACAUGUGGAAAACAUUUUAGUCUAAGUUGUAAUUUGUCGCGCCACAUGAGAACUCAUACAGGUGAGAAACCGUAUUCUUGCAAAACUUGUGGGAAAAAUUUCAGUCAGAGUGGUAAUUUGUGGCACCACAUGAGAAUUCACACAGGUGAGAAGCCCUAUUCUUGUGAAAUAUGUGGUAAAAAAUUCAGCCAGCAUGGUCUUUUGUUGGUCCACAUGACAACUCACACAGGUGAGAAGCCGUAUUCUUGUGAAACAUGUGGAAAAAGUUUCAGCCUAAAUUGUAAUUUGUCUCGCCACAUGAGAACUCAUACAGGUGAGAAACCGUAUUCUUGCGAAACCUGCGGGAAAAGUUUCAGUCAGAGUGGUAAUUUAUUGCACCACAUGAGAAUUCACACAGGUGAGAAGCCAUAUUCUUGUGAAAUAUGUGAGAAAAGUUUUAGCGAAAGUGGUAAUUUGACUGCCCACAUGAGAACUCACACAGGUGAGAAGCCGUACUCUUGUGAAACAUGCGGCAAAACUUUCAUUAAACAUGGCCAUUUAUUACGCCACAUGAGAACUCACACAGGAGAAAUGCCAUACCAUUGUAUCACCUGUGGGGAAAGAUUUAAAUACGUGUCAACCCUGAAAAGUCACAUGAGAUCUCAUACGGAUGAGACACUGUAUGUUAUGUCUCCACUCAUACCUCCAACAAUAACAGUACAAAGGAUCUCCCCUAGCGGCAGCUGUGAGGAACUCUGCACCAGUCUUGACAGACAGCAGCAUGUACCAAAUUUGCUGUUUCAGUGCAAAUCCAAAUGUGAAGAAUUACACAGAGAAUUUUUUAUAGAGAAAACACCAUUCAGGACAAAAGAAGAGAUUGAUAAUCGGUGCAGACUGCUGGAUAUCAUCUGGAAACCCAAAAUGACGUCACACACAAUAGACCUCUUUCAGCCACGUGUCUGUCAAAGGGAGGAGGUGUUUGCUGAGCAGCAGUUCUGUAACCAGAAGAAAGAAUCCAGUCUGGACCAGGAGGACCCAGAGUCUCCACAGAUUAAAGAGGAACAGGAGGACUCAGAUACUACACAGAUUAAAGUGGAACAGGAAGAGCUCUGUACCAGUCUGGAGGAGGAUGACCCAGAGUCUCCACAGAUGAAAGAGGAACAGUUAGGUCUCUGUGCCAAUCUAGAACAAGAAGACCAAGACUCUCCACAGAUGAAGGAGGAACAGGAAGAAUUCUGGACCAAUCUGGACCAGGAGGACCUACACCCUGUAUGUAUCAAAGAUGAACACGAGGAACAGUGCAGCAGUCUGGACCAGGAGGACCCAGAGGCUCCACAGAUUAAAGAUGAGCAGGAGGAAAUCUGCAUCAGUGAGGAGGGAGAGCAGAUUGUACUGAAGCUGGAGAAUGAUUCCUUUCUGGUGAUGCCUCCUUAUGAGGAAACUGACCACAGUGAACCAGAAUCCAACAGUGAGCAGUUUGCCUCUCACAACUUUAAUAUAGCUGAGAGCCAGUGUGAUACUGACACAGGGAUGAAGUCUGUAAAAUGUGGUAUUUGUGGAAAAAUCUUUAAAGAUAAGUACCAAAUGAAGAAGCAUUACAGAGUCCAUACAGGUGAGAAACCAUAUGUUUGCAAACUAUGUGGGAAAAGUUUCAGUUAUAGUAAAUCCCUGAAAGUCCACAUGACAAUUCACACAGGUGAGAAACUGUAUUCGUGUGAAACAUGUGGGAAGAAUUUCAGUGCAAGUGGUAAUUUGACUGUCCACAUGAGGACCCACACUGGUGAGAAACCUUAUCCCUGCAACAUCUGCGGGGAAAGAUUUAAAUAUACUUCAACGCUUAAAAGUCACAUAACAACUCACACGGGUGAGAAGCCACAUCCUUGUGAAACUUGUGGGAAAAAUUUCAGUCAAAAAAGUCAUUUGUUGGCCCAUAUGAGAACACACACAGGUGAGAAGCCAUACUCCUGUGAAACAUGUGGAAAAAAUUUCAGUCAAAGAAGUCAUUUAUUGGCCCACAUGAGAACACACACAGGUGAGAAGCCGUAUUCUUGUGAAACAUGUGGAAAAACUUUCAAUCGAAGUGAUAGUUUGUUGCACCACAUGAGAACUUACACAGGUGAGAAGCCGUAUUCUUGUGAAACCUGUGGGAAAAGUUUCAGUCAGCGCUGUCUUAUGUUAGUCCACAUGAGAACUCACACUGGCGAGAAGCCGUAUUCUUGUGAAACAUGUGGGAAGAGUUUCAGUCUAAGUUGUAGUUUGUUGCGCCACAUGAGAACUCACACAGGUGAGAAGCCGUAUUCUUGUGAAUUAUGUGAGAAAAGUUUCAGCCAGCAUGGUCUGUUGUUGGUUCACAUGACAACGCACACAGGUGAGAAGCCGUUUUCUUGUGAAACAUGUGGGAAAAAUUUCAGUCUAAGUUCUAACUUGUCGCGCCACAUGAGAACUCAUACAGGUGAGAAACCAUAUUCUUGCAAAACUUGUGGGAAAAAUUUCAGUCAGAGUGGAAAUUUAUUGCACCACAUGAGAAUUCACACAGGUGAGAAACCAUAUUCUUGUAAAAUAUGUGGUAAAAAAUUCAGGGAAAGUGGUAAUUUGACUGCCCACAUAAGAACUCAUACAGGUGAGAAGCCUCAUUCUUGUGAAACAUGCGGCAAAACUUUCACAAAACAUGGUCAUUUGUUGCGUCAUAUGAGGACUCACACAAAUGCGGCUGCAACACCUGUGGAGAAAGAUUGAAAUGUGCAUCAGCACUGAUAAGUCACUAAAGUGUUGGUACAGAUCAGACAUCUUAGUCCUGUAACACCUGGGGGAACAACAUCCAUUCAUGUUAAAAGUAGAUCUUUCUGCUUCAAAGUGCCUUUAGAUCACUUCAACAAUGAUCCUGUGAGUUUAUUGCAUGCAACACUGUAAGAGAUGGAUCUAAUAAAAUCUGGUUUCUAUCCGUGUCAGACUGUACAAUCAAUUGGAAGCUGUAAAUCUUUUUGAGUCUGAUUUGACUCUUACAGAAGCACAUUCCAUUUGCAAAAGGAAUACAGUUUGAGAUGCCUCAUCCUUAGAUGAAAGACUUUAUAAUUAAUUUAACGUCUGUUAUCAAUCUCUGCUUAAGAGAUCAGGAAGAUGUUACUACCUGAUUUGAUGUAAUGAACACGAGUUUGAACACCAUGUAAUUUUUUUUCCAGUUAAGAAUUUUGGAAAAUGUUAAGCUCGUAUGUGCAUAAAUUGGCUGCUAUCUUAUUCAUCUUGUUAAAAUCUGAUGUAUUUCUGUGGUGGUUUUAUGUAACAAAAAAACCCCCAAAAAACUAAAUAUUUGUAUUAAGAGAAAAUAAAACCAAUUUCCUUUGCAGUAACAUCUGGAAGCAACAGAUCUGACUGGAUUAACGAGCUGCAGGAACACAUGACAUCCUUUUUAAAAAGAUAUGCAAACGAUUUCAUCAUGUUUAUAGCUGCACCUUUUAUAAAACAGUUUAAUAGUAAAGUUUUGCAUUCAGAGGCUUUGGGUUCCUUCAGAAAAGUUUGCUCAGAUCAGAUGAUAUCGCUGUGAUACACACUGAGUGCUGUACUAAUGACAUCAGCUGUAUCAUUGUUUAUAGUGUAGUAUAUCUGGACCUGUACAGAAACACAGAUUGUUUAUUUCCCUCAGUUGUUUUGCUACGAUUAACUUCUCUCUAGAUUGUUAAUAAAACACUGAUGACACAUUG